GUGGCGCACUUUCGCGCGUUUGGAGCAGUUGGCGCGAGGAGAGUGAGCAGCGGUACUACAGACUGAUGCGCUGUUGUGGAAUUGAUUGUUUUAUUAUUCAGUCUUAAAUCAAAAAAACAUAAUUUGUGAAACAUGACUGUGGUAUUAUCAGAGGGAGCAAUAGAGUCCCUGACUAAAGGAGGUGACGUCAGCAGCCCUGUUCUUCAAGUGUUGAACAUCCGCAAGCUUGAUGGAGGUAAUGGCCUGUCCCGCUUCCGACUUAUGAUGAGUGAUGGGCUUCACACAAUGUCCUCAUUCAUGCUCUCCACACAGUUGAAUCCCAUGGCUGAGCAGAACCAGUUAACUCCAAACUGUGUGUGCUUGGUCAAACGGCACGUCACUAAUGUUCUCAAGGACGGGCGGCGUGUGGUGGUUAUUCUGGACAUGGAGGUGGUCAAGUCAGCUGACCAAAUGGAAGGAAAAUUAGGAGACCCAACUCCUUAUGUAGAGGGUCAAUCCAAAGCUCCACAAACUGUAGCUCCAGCUGUACGGCCAUUGCAGCCUCAGAAUGGAGGUGAUGGUUCAAUGCAUAGAGGACCUGCUCACAGCUUUGGCAAGAAGCCCAUGGCUGCCCCCAACACUCCAGGUGGCAGCUCCAAAGUAGUGCCCAUUGCCAGCCUCAACCCGUACCAGUCAAAAUGGACUAUUAGAGCUCGUGUCACCAACAAGAGCAGCAUCCGCACAUGGAGCAACUCUAGGGGAGAUGGCAAGCUCUUCUCUAUGGAGCUUGUUGAUGAGAGCGGAGAAAUAAGAGCAACUGGAUUUAAUCAGGAAGUGGAUAAAUUUUACUCCCUCAUUGAGCAGGGAAAAGUCUUCUACAUUUCCAAAGGCACCCUGAAGAUCGCCAACAAGCAGUUCUCAUCAUUGAAGAAUGACUAUGAGAUGACCCUCAACGGUGAGACGAGCAUCAUUCCUUGCGAAGACAGCACUGAUGUCCCCAUGCUGCAGUGUGAUUUCAUCUCCAUUGCUGACCUGGAGGCCCGGGAGAAAGACAGCGUCGUAGAUGUGAUCGGGGUGUGUAAAUCCGUGGAGGAUGUGGCGCGCAUCACGACCAAGAACAGUCGUGAGGUUUCCAAGAGGAACAUCCAGCUUAUGGACAUGAGUGGAAAAGUCAUCCAGUUAACCAUGUGGGGCAAUGAUGCAGAGACGUUUGAUGGCACUGGGCAGCCCAUCCUGGCCAUCAAAGGGGCAAGAUUGUCUGACUUCGGUGGACGUUCACUCUCCACUCAAUUCAGCAGCACAGUUAUGAUCAACCCUGAGAUUCCCGAGGCAUACAAACUGCGAGGCUGGUAUGAUAAGGAGGGACAUGCUAUGGAUGGUCAGUCUAUGACUGAGAUGAGAGGACCAGGCGGCGGUGGAAACACAAACUGGAAGACCCUGACGGAAGUCAAGAAUGAACAAUUGGGUCACGGAGAUAAGGCUGAUUAUUUCUCCUGUGUCGCCACUAUAGUCUACAUGCGUAAAGAGAACUGCUUGUAUCAGGCUUGCCCAAGUAAAGACUGCAACAAGAAAGUGGUUGACCAGCAGAAUGGGAUGUUCCGCUGUGAGAAAUGUGACAAAGAAUUUCCUGACUUCAAAUAUCGCCUCAUGCUCUCGGCCAACAUUGCUGAUUUUGGAGACAACCAAUGGGUGAUGUGUUUUCAAGACAGCGCCGAAACCAUUCUAGGCCAAAACUCGGCUUAUCUCGGCCAACUCAAGGAUUCUAAUGAGGCAGCGUUUGAUGAGGUCUUCCAGCAUGCAAACUUUAAUACCUUUCUCUUCCGGAACAGAGUAAAGCUGGAGACCUACAAUGAUGAAUCUCGCAUUAAAGUGACAGUGGUGGAGGCAAAGCCAGUGGACCACAGAGAAUACAGCAAGCGGUUGAUCAUCAACAUAAGGAAAGCGGCCACACAGUAAAAUAAACUGCUGCAGUCAUACUGAAGAAAAACUCGUAGUGUGGCACUUUUUGUUUCUUUCAGUUACAUGUACAUACUAAUUGUACUGCUUCCUUUAAAUUUAGUUUUUUAUGUGUAUUUUUCUUUAUAGUCUCUCUGGCUUUUUCUCAUUUGUGUUUUGACCAUUUAGUUCACAGAAGCUUGUUUUAAGAUUUCAGAAACACUGCAGGAUCAAUACAGCUCGUGCUGGUUUCCCUAGUGACCCAAAAUUGAAAUAUUGCUUUGAAAUUGCUGACACAUUUUGUGAUAGUGAAGAAGGAUUUUGCAGAGUUUAGAGAACUGCAUAUCACAGUUCAUUUUCUGUUGUUAGCUUGGCUUGAGAAAAAUACGGCCAGUGUCUCUGUAAGAACGCUCGGAUCAGACCUGCAGAACCUUGAUAAGCUCAUUCGCGCACUCUUGAGCUUGAACUUGGCACACACAACACACACACACUGUAUUUGUAUAUAUAUGUAGACUGUAUUUCGUUCCUAUUUCUGUUAUGCAAGUAAUAAAGCUGUUUGUGUACACAAA
Molecule: messenger RNA, 2483 nt
Organism: Paramisgurnus dabryanus
Lineage: Eukaryota; Metazoa; Chordata; Actinopteri; Cypriniformes; Cobitidae
Gene: rpa1
Product: replication protein A1
Biological process (GO): DNA recombination; DNA replication; DNA repair
Cellular component (GO): nucleus
Molecular function (GO): DNA binding
Source: RefSeq, a predicted model, not a curated record